AUGCUUCUUCUCAAGUCUGUGGUUUUUGCUUGCACUGCCACCGUAGUAUUGGCCUUCGGAACCAAUGCUAUCAUUAGCAUCGGUAAUUUCGUCGGCGAGGACACCACCGACCCAAGUGCCAAGGGGGAAGAGAUCUUCAGUAGCCCUCAAAACCAUGCAGCAGCAGUUGCGAGCAUUCUUAGCUACAUCAGCGCUUUCCCUGGUUUCCGUUCCGAUCGUCUAUAUCAUCUUCCCAUCAACCUGAGCGGUGAUCGUGAUCAAUUCCAUGAAAGGAUUGUAAACUUGUACGGUCUCAAUGGAGCUCAGGAGGUGGCGGAUGCGUUUUUGAAGCUGCUACCCAAGAAAAUCGAUGAUAAAGAGGCCCAGUCCGCUGAAAUGUGGACUUUGAGUCAGACCCUAAUUCAAAAGGACGUAGGCAGCGACCAAGUCUUAGCUGGCCUUCUUGAAGUUACUAUGACAGCCAGAGUUGACGACUCUGGCAACUUCCACUUCGAUGAGCAAGAAGCUGAUUUCCAAAUGGAGAUUUACAGGGUCGAUUCUUCCUUUCUUCAAACACAAGCCCCUACGCUAGCUAGAAAUAUGCAUACUUUGAGUGUGAAGGAUGUGACCAUGAAGCUUUCGACCAGUGGGUUGAUUUCUUUGAACUGUGAGCCGGCUGAGUUGUUGGCUGCUUGGCUCAGUGCUGGUGAUGCCUCUCGCUCCUCUUCCCACACUCACUUCCGUCAGCAACAUGCUUUGUAA
This is a messenger RNA of Lobosporangium transversale, 741 nucleotides long. RefSeq lists its product as hypothetical. The transcript is spliced from 3 exons. Bases 1 to 741 code for a protein of 246 amino acids. The record is from RefSeq and is a predicted model, not a curated record. NCBI's taxonomy places the organism in Eukaryota, Fungi, Mortierellomycota, Mortierellomycetes, Mortierellales, Mortierellaceae.